UUUGCAUCUACAAACAGACGAUCAAGUAUCAUACAAAUAUCAUUUUUGAGCUGAAAAGUUGCAUUUGAUACGUUGUGCAUCUUAACACAGAGAUGGAGACUGUAAUUCCUAAGGUCACAUUGAGUUCUGGAAGUGAGAUGCCCAUAUUGGGAAUGGGCACAGCUUCUUUCCCGGUUGCUGAUCCAGUAGAAGCAAAAGCCGCAAUUUUGAAUGCUAUCAAUUUUGGUUAUAGACACUUUGAUACGGCUUCUGCCUACAGGUCUGAAGAGUUCCUCGGUGAAGCUAUUGCUGAAGCUCUUCAACUUGGAUUGAUCCAAUCUCGAGACCAACUUUUUAUCACUUCCAAGUUAUGGUGCACUGAUGCUCACCCUCACCUUGUUGUCCCUGCUCUACAGAAGUCUCUCAGGAAUCUUAAGUUGGAGUACCUUGAUUUAUAUCUAAUACACUUUCCAGUGAGCUUGAAGCCUGGGAGUGGGAAGUACGAGUAUCCUAUAAAAAAGGAAAAUCUCCUUCCCGUGGGCUACAAAUCUGUAUGGGCAGCAACGGAACAGUGUCAGAUAUCUGGUCUUACAAAGUCAAUUGGUGUCAGCAACUUCUCUUGCAAGAAGCUUCAGAUUAUCUUGGACACUGCUAACAUCCCUCCUGCUGUUAAUCAAGUGGAAAUGAACCCGCUUUGGCAAAACUUGAAACUGAGGGAGUUCUGCAAAACCAAGGAUAUCUUUGUCAGUGGUUACUCACCUUUGGGAGCCAGUGGAACCCCAUGGGGAUCUACUGGAGUCAAAGACCCACAGGUUCUGCAUGAGAUUGCUCAAGCAAGAAGGAAAACUCAUGCUCAAGUGUUGAUUCUGUUCUUAAUUUAUGAUUCUAAAGUAUUUAAAAAAGAUCCAGUUUCAGUAGUUUUUCUAAGUUUCCUGUAUUUCUCUCUGAUAUGUACAUAAUACAUUUUUCCCGUGUUUCCGAGUACGUGUUGUUAAGUUUGUCAUUUUACAAUGUAGGAAUUACCCAUAGGUACUAGUUUAGUGAUACUAAUUAGUGGCAGGUCCAUCCACUAAAACCCAGUAAGCAUAGGUCCAUAAUUAAAAGAAAACAUGAAACUGGACCUAAUUUUUUAAGCCUAGGUCUUGUACACGUGCGAGACACAUGUGACGUAUUAUCAUAAUUCCCAAAACACCCCGCACUAUAUAAAAACGGAUAGAGACGUUCGUUUCUUUUUCAUUCUCUCAAUUUAUGUUUUCAAAGAAGAGCUCUGCAAGUGAAGAUUAUUUGAGGUCCUUGUUCGAUUCGUGAGUUCGAUUCAUGAGUUCGAGCUCUGCAAGUGUAAUCGGUUUGGUUUCAGUUUUUUAAGAGAAGAGCUUUGUUAUACCAGAAGCUUUCUAUGAAAUUUCAGCUUUAUCCGGCGAGAAUAGCAGAAAGCCUUGCAAGAUCUAAGAUGGUGCUGUGCAUGACAAACAAACUAGCUGCUAAGAUUUUUCCAAGCUGCAGUGAAGCAGCAACUUUCUACAAGUUUCAAAGAAAAGUGUGAAAAUGAAGUGGAGAAUAGAAGGAUCUCCAAAUUGAUAUAUGACAGGUGAUCAAGAGGAGCCAAGUAGCGCACAAGUGAAAGAUCCAAUCCAAUUUGUAAAGGACCUCCAAGAAGGAAAGAAGAUUCAAGAUCUCAACCCAACAGAGAUAGCUGGGUCAUUAAUCCUACAGCUGAGAAUUGUCAUUCACCCCUUGUAUAGAAAUGAUAUUUUAAAGAGUUGCCUCUAACUUUCCCAUUUAGCUCAAUUCUGGCGCUUCAACGCAUAACGGUUCCAUAUGUCCAACGGAUACACACUCUAUAUGUAAGCAGUGCGGUAGAUAUAUACUCAGAUUUGUAAGUAGUGCAGCAGAUAUGUACUCAGAUUUGUAAAAAGUGCAGCAGAUAUGUACUCAAAUUUUAAGCAUGGUGGCAGAUAUGUACUCAAAUUUGUAACACAAAUUUAGCAGAUAUGUACUCAAAUUUGUGGUAUUUUAUAUGUUUUAAUUAAAUUUGGACCUCCCGAUAAAUAAAAUCUCGAUUUGGU
This is a messenger RNA of Papaver somniferum (opium poppy), 2045 nucleotides long. RefSeq names its product non-functional NADPH-dependent codeinone reductase 2-like. The record is from RefSeq and is a predicted model, not a curated record. The coding region runs from base 93 to 938 and encodes 281 amino acids. NCBI's taxonomy places the organism in Eukaryota, Viridiplantae, Streptophyta, Magnoliopsida, Ranunculales, Papaveraceae. The transcript has 8 exons. Gene Ontology annotation, molecular function: aldose reductase (NADPH) activity. Gene Ontology annotation, cellular component: cytosol.